AUGCUUGAUAAUCGAAUUCGCAAUCAUAAAAAAAAGGUUUUACAUUCUAAGCAUUAUAGUCUCAUACUCGUAUCAUCAAUAAUUUUAGCAGCAACAAUAUAUUAUCUUGAUGGAGGUCCAUUAAAUCCGCCAUUUCCGAAAGAUUUUCAAUCAAUUGAUUGCAAAAGUGUUAAGUUCAGAUCAUUAAUCGAUAGAGAAGGCUAUCUAGAUUUCAUUUUCAAAUCAGAUGAUACAAUUGAAUAUCCAGCAGAAUAUCUUCCAUAUUUUGUCAACGCUAAUAUCAGAACAAAGAUAUCCAAAAUUGAUUACGAGCCGAAAUAUGUUGAGAAUAUCUCUCGUUCAUCUGAUACAUUCCAAUUCUCCAUCGAUCAUACACAAAAUGGGCCAUCAACAGUUCAAAUUCGAUGCCUCAAUACGCCAUUAAUUGAUGUGAAACGCGACUUCAAAUUCAUUCGUAAUCAUAGUACUAAGUAUAGCUAUGCAAAUUUCUUUGGAAAAUCAGGGAUUGAACUCAACCACGUUUGUUUAGAAUACCAAAAAUUCCUUUACUUUACCAAAGUUAUGUCUCCAAUCAUUUGGAUCCCAUUUGAUCAGACUUCCUUCAAAUUUGAAUAUUUAAAUUGGCCAUUACAGCCUUAUCUCGAUCACAAGAACGUUACCGAGGAUCAGGGUGUUAGUUACAUGGUUUCUCCAUUAAGUGGUGAACCAUGGAAGCAAUUAUUGUUCUACAUUCUCCCAAUUUCACGAGAUUUCAAAGCAAGAGUCGAUUAUUCAACGAAUCCGCAAUUUAUUUUCAAGGAUGAAGUUGAUGAACGUGCGGCACCACUCCUCAAGUACUUUUCUACUAAGCCUCCAAUGAAGUUAGUUGAUAUACAAUGUUUCGACCAAUUAAUUAUGACAGAAACGUUCUCUAGCAUGAGUGUUCAUAAUCAGAGUAUGAUGGACUACAUAAAUACGUUGGAUAUAAACUAUGUGACGAAAAGAAUUGGCUCGAAACCGAUGGAUAAAGGAAAAUUUUUGAUUCAAUCAAAUUUGCUUCCAAAAGUGAAGGAUUCCAAAUCGAAUCUUAAGCCAAUAUAUUCCAAUGAGCAAAUAAAUAAGUUGAUUGAUGAAAUUAGCUCUGCAAAUGUUUUAAUUGCGGAUCAUAUUUCAAUUUUGGUGUUUUCCGUGUUUAUGGGUCCGCAAUCAGUUGUUAUAGAUUUGACAGACUUGAACCAUGCAUGUAAUAAGUGGUUUGAUACUUAUUAUUCGCAUUCAAGAGCAAAAAUUAUCAAAGUUUACAAUAGUACUGAGUGUUUAAGUCCAAACUUCUCUGAUUAUCCUGAAACAUCUGAAUCAGAUCAGGAUAUUGACGGAAAAUUACUUGAUAGCAUAAUCAAAGAUUAUAUUUAA
Trichomonas vaginalis G3 is the source of this 1392-nucleotide messenger RNA. RefSeq lists its product as uncharacterized. The transcript has a single exon. The record is from RefSeq and is a predicted model, not a curated record. Lineage: Eukaryota; Parabasalia; Trichomonadida; Trichomonadidae. Bases 1 to 1392 code for a protein of 463 amino acids.